This is a messenger RNA of Alternaria rosae, 1871 nucleotides long. RefSeq lists its product as uncharacterized. Bases 114 to 1751 code for a protein of 545 amino acids. The record is from RefSeq and is a predicted model, not a curated record. Lineage: Eukaryota; Fungi; Ascomycota; Dothideomycetes; Pleosporales; Pleosporaceae. The transcript is spliced from 2 exons.
UGCACUAGUGUUUAAUUUUAUUGAGCUGAGCUCUUCAUUCUCUCUUUUCCCGUCGUAAUAACGAAGACUCAAGUUUCAUUCCUGUCCUUUUAGAUUCCCCCAAACUACCCAUAAUGAAGACCAUAUACCCCCUUCUCACCCUCCUUUCGGCGGCCGCUGUCGCUGCUGGUCCUCUUCCCCGGAAUGUCGACAUCCCGUCUAGGGUUGUGGCUCGUACCGAACACAUGGGCGAGGCUGCGCCCGCUCCGGCAGUUGACCCUGCCAAGGCAGCCGCCGACGCCAUGGAGUCCAUGCACGUAGCAGAGGCGGAAGCCAAGGACAAGGCGCAUCAGGAAGCCGCUGCGAAGAUGGAGGCCGAACAUCAAGCCAAGGCUGAAGCAGAGGAGAAGGCUCAUCAGGAAGCUGCGGCGAAGAUGGAGGCUGAGCACCAAGCGAAAGCGGAGGCAGAGGAGAAGGCUCACCAAGAAUCUGCAGCUGCUAUGGAAGCCAUGCACGUCUCUCAGGAAAUGGCCAGUAUCUCAGCCGCAGCUACCACCACUGAGGAGGUUGCGGCGACAACUACAGCCGAGGCCAUCACUCACGAGACUGUUGCACCAAUGACCACGGCUAUGGUCGAACAGCCCCCCGCUCCUAUGGUCACUGAACACCCCAUGCCGCCACCUCCUGCGGCUGAGAUGCCGCCACCACCACCUGCCGAGAUGCCCGCGCCGCCAGCUGAGAUGCCUCCUCCAGCCGAGAUGCCUGCACACCAGACUCAAGCAGCACCCGAGCAUACCAUGAUGCCACCACCACCACCUGCUGCCGAGAUGCCUCCACCAGCUGAGAUGCCGCCUCAGGAGACUCAGGCCGCACCGGAGCACACUAUGCCUCCUCCGGCUGCCGUCACUGUCGUUCCUGAAGCCCCUGCCGCCGGCAACAUGUCCAUGACCCACGCUGCACCAGCUGCACCCAUGGUCACUGAGAGUUUCUCUUUGGUAAUGGGUGAGGCUGCAAACGCCACUGCUUCUGCCAACAUGACCGUUUCCGCCACCGAGACUACUGCUGAGCCUGCAGCCACCGAGGCACCGGGCGCAGCUGAGGAGGAGAAAAAGAAGAUGGAAGAGGAGCAGAAGAAGGCUGAGGAAGAGAAGAAGGCCGCUGAAGACAAGGCAAAGCAACAAGAGGAGGCUGACAAGAAGGCCGCCGAGAAAGAAAAGAAGGCGCAAGAGGAGGCUGACAAAAAGGCUAAGGAAGAGGCGGACAAAGCUGCAAAGGAAGAAGAAAAGAAGGCUGCUGAAGAGGAGAAGAAGGCCGCUGAAGAAGCUAAGAAGAAGGAACAGGCUGACGCUAAGGCUGCCGAGGAAGAGAAGAAGAAGCAGGAAGAAGCAGACAAGAAGGCAGCUGAGCAAGAGAAGAAGCAAGCCAACGAAGACGCCAAAGCUGCUGAAGAGGACAAGAAGAAGCAAGAGCAAGAGGACAAGAAGGCACAGGAGGGUCAAGCCGAGCAGCAAGACGGAGCUGAAGCUGACGACAAGCAAGACGCCGCUCAAGAGGACGACAAGAAGGACGAGGGAGACAAGCAGGACGAAGCCGCCGACGCUGAGCCUGUCGCUGCUGAAGAGCAGAACGACGAGGCCGCAGCACCAGCACCAGCCGCGGAGUCUGGCGACGCCGUUGUCGAGUAUCCUGCUGGUUUUCUGACCUCAGCUCGUCGCCGCGAUGAGAUCGCCAACAUGCCUGUCAAGCGCGGUAUGAAGGCUGUUGCGUUCUGAUUUGAUUGAACAAUCUCCCCGGGUUGUACCCAAGGCGUGCAUCUGGACAUGCACGGGUAUUAGAACAUGUUUGAAUAUGUAGUGUUUAGAAUAGAUACAAGAAUCGCCCACCGCAUCUGC